AAUAGUUCUGUGUAUUUACCCUGUUUGCGCAAUUAUAAAAUUAAUCGAAGUAAAAACAAAAAAUGGAAUUAAAACCUACAAGUGCGAUUCUAUUAUACAAUAAUUAAUAAGAGUAGAAAGAAAUUCGCUAGAAUCACACGACAGUGAAUAAUAAUCGUAUACUUCAUACACAUUUUCAAUUUUUCAGUUGUUAAAAUCUUAAAUUGUACUUUGAACUUUUUAAAGUAGAUCUGAAAUCAUGCUUAUAUAAUCAAUAUAAUAACAUUAAUAUUAAAAUCCUAAAGUAAUAUAUAUAUAUAUAGCAUAAAAUGGGAAAUAAAUCGAGUCUUCUUUUACGUGAAGAAGAAAUAGCUCAAAUUCAAGAAGCAACAGGAUUUACUCCAAAUCAGAUUGAACGCUUAUAUAGUCGAUUUACUAGUCUGGAUCGUGGAGACUGUGGUACAUUAAGUCGAGAAGAUUUUCUAAGAAUUCCUGAACUUGCAAUAAAUCCUCUCGGUGAAAGAAUAGUAAAUGCCUUUUUUGAUGAAAGUGGUAAUGAUAGAGUUAACUUUUUACAGUUCAUGCAAGUACUAGCACAUUUUAGGCCAAUCAAGAAAAAUAGUCCUAACAGAUUAAAUUCGAGACAGGAAAAAUUAAAAUUUGCUUUUAAAAUGUAUGACUUGGAUAACGAUGACUUAAUAUCUAAAGAUGAAUUAUUGGCUAUUUUGCACAUGAUGGUUGGAGCUAACAUUAGUGAGGAACAACUUACCAGCAUUGCAGAACGUACAAUUGUUGAAGCAGAUGAAAAUGGAGAUGGUAUGAUAUCUUUGGAAGAAUUUUGCAAAGUAUUAGAACGAACAGACGUUGAACAAAAAAUGUCUAUAAGAUUUCUUAGCUAAAUUUACUAUGUAUUCUAACAGAUUUUCUUUAUUAAUAAUGUUAAAAAGAGCAAAAUAAAAAAGAAAACUUAUUAUAAUGAAA
Molecule: messenger RNA, 960 nt
Organism: Vespula pensylvanica (western yellowjacket)
Lineage: Eukaryota; Metazoa; Arthropoda; Insecta; Hymenoptera; Vespidae
Gene: elm
Product: calcineurin B homologous protein 1
Exons: 4
Coding region: 309-878 (189 amino acids)
Molecular function (GO): calcium ion binding
Source: RefSeq, a predicted model, not a curated record